UACGUCACAGGACGUGGGCGGGGCUUUAAUAUUUAUUCCACAUGUUUUGAAGACGGAACCAAAAGUACUGUGUGAUACCUUGCAGUACUGUGUGGUACCUUGUAGUACUGCUGAAGAUGCUGAGUGAUCAGGAAGCGGCAGAGCUGCUCUCCUUCCUGUCAGCUGACACCCGAACUGAUGUCAAAGGUCAGGUGACACAGUGCAUCCUGGGACUGUCAGCACACAGCGACGGCUGCCGCUACCUUCGCUCUAAGCCUGACUUACUUGCAGCCCUGGUGGCUCUGACCUCUGACCAGUCUGUUGCCAUAGUUAAGGACUGUUACCACAUCCUCAUCAAUCUGUCAGCUGAUGAGACGCUGCAUCAGGUGUUGGUGACAGAUGUCAAAGUACUUUCAGUUUUACUAAAGAACCUUCUGAAUCCAGAGUACCUGUUCUCAGAUCAGAUCUGCACCAUUUUGUCCAACCUGACCCGUCACGAGAAGACCUGCAGAACCAUAUUCAAGGUCCUACAGGACGAGGUGUGUCUGUCCCAGCUGGUGGACAUGUUCUGCAUGGAGAGUUACAACAAGAAGGCAGCCCUUCACUACCUGGGUCCUCUGCUGUCCAACCUGACUCAGCUGCCUGAAGCCAGAAGCUAUGUGAUGGACAGAGACAGGUGUGUUGUUCAGAGGUUGUUGCCGUACACACAGUUCCAGGCAUCGACAGUCAGGAGGGGAGGAGUCGUUGGCGUCCUGCGGAACUGCUGCUUUGACUACGUUCAUCACGAGUGGUUGCUAAGCGACGAUGUGGACAUCCUGCCCUUCCUCCUGCUGCCACUUGCUGGUCCAGAAGAGCUGACAGAUGAAGAAAAUGAAGGUCUGCCGGUGGACCUGCAGUACCUCCCAGAGGACAAGAAGAGAGAAGACGACCCAGACAUCAGAAAGAUGCUGCUGGAAACGCUUUUAUUGCUGACUGCGACCAAAUUUGGCCGACAGACACUCAAACAGAAGAAUGUUUAUUCUAUCCUGAGAGAGUUCCACCACUGGGAGAAGGACGUCUACGUUACAGCAGUUUGUGAAAAACUUAUUCAGGUGCUGAUCGGAGACGAGCCGGAGCAGGGCAUGGAGAACCUGAUGGAGGUGAAGAUUCCUGAGGACGUAGAGGAGAAGCUGAAGGAGGCUGAUGCUAAAGAACAGGAGGAGCUGGAGAGGGAGGACAAGAGGAGUAGUCAGGUGGAGAAGAGGAGUCAGGAGGAGGUGGAGAGAGAGCAUGAGAGGAGUCAGGAUGAGGAGGGGUAGGAGGAAGUGAUGAAAAGAGUAUACAUUGUAGGAGAUGAAAUCUCAGCUUCAGGUUCAAUGGCUCACAUGUGAUACAGUUAAAUAAUCUUUUUAUUACUAUUAUUCAUGAUAUUGGAAAGAAAAAUGACUUAAUCCUCAGAGUAUCUGUGCACAGCCACAGUGAUUGAUCUUUAAGCUCCGCCUCCUUCCUACAGCAAUAACAUUCCGCACUCUAACGAUAAUCCACUAAUGCAUAUAUGUUUUUACACAGAAUUUAUCAUCCGGUUUGCUGAUAAUCUGUCAUCAAACUGUAAGGUCUCCACUGUCCUUUAGAGGGCGCCAUACACACGUCAUGGCUGAUGGAUCACGCAUGGAUUCUGUUCAUGUAACUCUUAAAACAUGAUUGACACUUUACACCUGGCUGUCAGAGGACUCUGCUGAUUGGCUGCUCGUCCUUAACGUGUGUGUGUGUGUGUGUGUGUGUGUGUGUGUGUGUGUGUGUGUGUGUGUGUGUGUGUGUGUGGGUGUGGGUGUGGGUGGGGGGUAGUUUGAUAGUUUCUUUUGUUGUGCAGCACCAAGUGUCAAACUGUUUCCUGCUGAUAACUCAUUUCCUGCUUAUGCUUUACAAUAAAAGCAUUUUAGUGGCGAGA
Messenger RNA from Thalassophryne amazonica, 1906 nucleotides. RefSeq names its product HGH1 homolog (S. cerevisiae) (gene hgh1). The transcript is spliced from 11 exons. The record is from RefSeq and is a predicted model, not a curated record. Lineage: Eukaryota; Metazoa; Chordata; Actinopteri; Batrachoidiformes; Batrachoididae. Bases 117 to 1277 code for a protein of 386 amino acids.